Microdochium trichocladiopsis is the source of this 1055-nucleotide messenger RNA. RefSeq lists its product as uncharacterized. The transcript has 2 exons. Bases 150 to 1055 code for a protein of 301 amino acids. The record is from RefSeq and is a predicted model, not a curated record. NCBI's taxonomy places the organism in Eukaryota, Fungi, Ascomycota, Sordariomycetes, Xylariales, Microdochiaceae.
GAGAACCCUGUCUACUUCACUGCUUGAGUCUUUUCAAGGCAAUCACAAACGACAAAAUCACUGUCUAUAUAAUUGACUACAUAUCUCGCCCAGUAUGUAUUAAAUGCUCAAACUCAGCAAACUGUUUCCGACCUAGAAAAUCCUUCAAAAUGAGUCCACCCGUCAUCGUCUUUGGUGCUACUGGUCACGUGGGCUCGGCGGCUGCCAUAGCAGCCGAGCAGCACGGCGUGUCAGUGGUUCUCGCCCUACGUGACAUCUCCAAGCCAAUUCCGGGUCUUAGCUCGGAGGAGGAAAAGGCUCGCAACUUUCAGAGAGUUUCAGCGGACCUGACCAAGCCUGAGACGGUGGAAGCUGCUGUACGCACCACUGGGGCAAAACAUGCGUUCAUCUACCUGAUCCACGGCGAUACAGGUUACGGCAAGGCUGCAAUCGAGGCCCUCAAGACUGCCGGCAUCGAGUUUGUCGUGCUUCUGAGCACCGCCAUGGUCCAGGGGGACAUUACCAAGAUCACCCCGGAAACCUAUGUCCGAUACGCGCAUGCGCAGUAUGAGAUCCAGCUCGCAACAAUAUUCGGUCGCGGCGCAUACGUCGCUCUCCGGCCUGCCUUCUUCAACACCAACGUGCGCUGGUGGACAGCUAUGAUCGCCGAGGGCGAGGUCAGGAUUCCUUACCCGGAUACCAUACUAGAUUGGCUUGCGCCAGAGGAUAUCGGCAAGGCCGCGGCCACAUUGCUCGUCCAGGGACCUGAGGCUUUGCCUAGUGGCGUCGAAGGGCCGGAGACCGCCAUCACCCUCUGCGGACCCAAACUCUUGUCAAUCCGGGACGCUAUUGGCAUUUUCGGCAAGGUUCUCUCACGAGACAUCAAAAUUACGCAGAUCGACGCGACCGAAGGCGUGUAUAACUUGGUCAAGAUUGGAGUUGUUAUUCUUAAAUCAAAUGGCCUUUAUGCAUCGCCCGACUCUGCGCCUGUGAGAAUGUCCACGGGUAAAAGGGAGGAGGGUGGCAUAACACCUCCAGGCGCAUGUUCCAUUCCACUAAUCCCCGAGCUUUUAUAG